This is a messenger RNA of Myodes glareolus (Bank vole), 2690 nucleotides long. Its product is annotated as pantetheinase. The record is from RefSeq and is a predicted model, not a curated record. NCBI's taxonomy places the organism in Eukaryota, Metazoa, Chordata, Mammalia, Rodentia, Cricetidae. Gene Ontology annotation, molecular function: pantetheine hydrolase activity. Gene Ontology annotation, biological process: pantothenate metabolic process.
AAGCAACCACAGUUCCCUUCUGGCAUUUUUGACUGGAGAACCAAGGACCUUUCUGCAACUGUUGCUUUCAGGGACAAAGAUUUCAUGAAGUCAACCUUUUAAAUUUAUUUUGAAGUUUACUAACGUCUGGGAACCACGCCACCCGUGCUCUUGUUUAUACAAAUCGCAAGCCACGCUUCGGUUUUCAGCACUCUUUGGACUUCAGCAUGAGUGCAUCCCGCUGGCUGGCUUGUGCGGUGCUUUCUGCCUUCUGUGUUUUACAAGCCAGCUCUCUGGACAGUUUUGUUGCUGCUGUUUACGAGCAUGCCGUGAUCCUGCCUAGUGGCACGCUGUUGCCCGUGUCUCACAGUGAGGCUCUGGCAUUAAUGAAUCGCAAUCUGGAUCUUCUGGAAGGAGCGAUCGUAGCAGCAGCAAAGCAGGGUGCACACAUUAUUGUGACUCCAGAGGACGGGAUAUAUGGCAUGCAUUUCACCAGGGAUACUAUCUACCCCUACUUGGAGGAUAUUCCGGACCCUCGAGUGAACUGGAUCCCCUGUGAUAAUGCAGACAGAUUUGGCUACACCCCGGUACAGAAGAGACUCAGCUGCCUGGCCAAGAACAACUCAAUCUAUGUUGUGGCAAACAUGGGAGACAAGAAGCCAUGCAACACUAGUGACCCUCAGUGUCCUCCUGAUGGGCGUUUCCAGUACAACACUGACGUGGUGUUUGAUUCCAUGGGCAAACUGGUUGCACGAUACCACAAGCAAAACCUUUUCAUGGGUGAAGAACAAUUCAAUGCACCCGUGGAGCCUGAGUUUGUGACUUUCAACACCCCAUUUGGAAAGUUUGGGAUCUUCACAUGCUUCGAUGUACUCUUCCAUGAUCCCGCUGUCAGCCUGGUGACCAAGUUCCAGGUGGACACCAUACUGUUCCCAACUGCUUGGAUGGAUGUUCUGCCCCAUUUGGCAGCCAUUGAAUUCCACUCAGCCUGGGCUAUGGGCAUGGGGGUCAAUUUUCUCGCAGCCAAUAUACAUAAUCCCUUGAGGAGAAUGACAGGAAGUGGCAUCUAUGCACCAGAUUCCCCAAGGGCCUUUCACUACGACAGGAAAACCCAGGAGGGCAAACUCCUAGUCGCGCAGCUGGAGUCCCACCCACGCCGCUCUGCCGUGAACUGGACUGCGUAUGCCAGCAGUGUAGACGCACCCGCAACGGGAAACCAGGAAUUUCAGAGCGUUGCUUUCUUUGAUGAGUUUACCUUUGUGGAGCUCAAAGGAAUCACAGGGAAUUACACUGUGUGCCAGAAUGAUCUCUGCUGUCAACUAAGCUACCGGAUGACUGAGAAGCGAAGGGAUGAAAUCUAUGCCCUUGGGGCCUUUGAUGGGUUGCACACCGUGGAAGGGCAGUAUCAUCUGCAGAUCUGUACUCUGCUGAAGUGUAAGACCACCAGUUUACACACCUGUGGGAGUUCAGUGGACACGGCUUCUACCACGUUUGAGAUGUUCUCCCUCAGCGGCACUUUUGGAACCCAGUAUGUCUUCCCUGAGGUGUUGCUGAGUGAAGUCAAGCUUGCACCUGGGGAGUUUCAGGUGUCAAGUGAUGGGCGUUUGUUUAGCCUGAAGCCAACGUCUGGACCUGUGUUGACAGUCACUUUGUUUGGGAGGUUGUAUGGGAAGGACUGGGCAUCGAACGCUUCCUCAGACCUCAUAACACACUCACUGAUGCUGCUAAUGCUCAUUAUGACACCUAUUAUACAUUACUUAUGCUGAUACAAUUUUUACGUUCUUUAUUUUAUUUGGAAUAAUUUAAAAUUGGUGGAUGAAGGAAAGACUUGUUUGUCCACAGUGGACUUUGGUGUAAAUAAAUAAAGGCCUUUUUCUUUCUUUCUUUUCUUUUCUUUUCUUUUCUUUUCUUUUCUUUUCUUUUCUCUUCUUUUCUUUUUUUUUGAGAAGCAUAUGCGCCCCGGAUGCAUUUCAGGACAAUUAAUAGAACUUUGAGCAUUGGUCUGCCUUGGAACUGUACUCUUAGACCACACAUAUUUUAUUCAUAAGGAAUAAAAGUCACAAUGAAAAGACAUGUCAGAAUAUCAUAAUAUUUACUAGAGGUUUGAAUAUUGUUGCCUCAUUAUGAUAUACAUCCUACUCAAUUAAGCUUAAGAUUUCCAAUGAGUUUGUUCAUUUAUUCUGUUGAGUAUUUAUCUAAACAAUACAUUUCCAUUCUCUUAUAGGCCAACUCCAAAUCCUGUCUUUUUAAUUAUUAGUUUUUGUUUGUUUAUCAAGACAGGGUUUCUCUGUGUAGCCCUGGCUGUCCUGGAACUCGCUCUGUAGACCAGGCUGGCCUCGAACUUACAGAGGUCUAUUUGCUUCUGCCUCCCGAGUGCUGGGAUUAAAGAUGUGUGCCACCACUGCUCUGCUGUUCCUUUAAUUCUUAAAUUGAAGUCCCAACUCCUGUGACCUCAGAGUGUGACUGUUUGGGGAAAUGGUGAAUUUAAAAGAGGAACCAUGAAGUCAUCAUCAUGAACUUUAAUCCAAUAUGACUGAUGUCCUCAGAAGAGAUUUAGGACAAAACAGCUUUGUGGGAGGCUGGUGUGAACACAGAAAAAGAUAGCCAUUUACAACAAGGAAAGAGACCUCAGAAGAAAGUGAACCUGCUAAUAUGCUGAACAUCCAGGCCCCCAGAAUCACGAGACAAUAAAUUUCUCUUUAAGUGUUCCA